Molecule: messenger RNA, 1713 nt
Organism: Vavraia culicis subsp. floridensis
Lineage: Eukaryota; Fungi; Microsporidia; Pleistophoridae
Exons: 1
Coding region: 1-1713 (570 amino acids)
Source: RefSeq, a predicted model, not a curated record
AUGAGAAUAUGCGCAUUUUGUAUUGUUGUAAUUGCAACAAGUGAUAUUGCGCAAGUUUUUGAGCGGUUGAAAGUGCUUCAGCCGAGGAACAGACGAGAUGGUGCAAACUUAAGAGAAGGAUUCGAGAGCAGCGUGCCGGAUCGGCACUCCGAAAGAACCAUGGAUACAAACAAUAGCACUAGAGGAUUUUUUAGGCAGUUAGCAAGCAGAGCCGACAAUGUUUUUGGCAUGCUAAGUAUUGAAAGGAGGUAUUUGGGGUCUAGGAUGGUGCAAUCUUAUCUAGCUAGUAGAGAGAGCUCAUCUGCAAGCAAAAAUGUACCGUAUAUGUCUUCGUCAGCCUUGCUAUGCAACACGUCAUCUUCAGAAUGUCCUGAAAGCAGAGGCGCUGUGCCCAAACAUAAGAAUUUACAAACGGUAACACCAAAUCCUAGCGUUGAAUCAACUAUGGUGAACCAAAGGCUGCGAAGAAGUGAAGAACAUAACUCAUCGAGCAGUGCAUCGAUCUACUAUGCUUACUUUAAUCCACCAACAGAUCAAACUGGCAGUUCUCACAAAGGGAUGGGAUGUAGCACACUAGUGUGCAGCAAAACGCUCCUAAAGCGCAACAAUGCGAAGCAUUCGAGUAGUCCUGAUCUGCUUGCUACAGAAUCAGAGAGUUAUGUGAAAAGUAUGCAGAAUACAUUCACCAAAUCGUCUAACAUGGUGCAUAGCGCGGAAGACAUUCGUGAUCACGCGAAAAGUAUUGACCAAGUUGACCGUAAAUUGAAGAAAAUUACGGAAUAUAAAGACGGUGAUUCGAGUCUUUCUGAUGAAAGUGAAUAUUCUUGCGAACCAGGCAAUAUGGACUCGUUUGAUCGAAACAAUGAAGAAACAGCGAGUGAAAGCUUAACCUAUGUUACCCGAGAAAGUGAGUCAAGCAUUAUAUUUACGGAAUGGUUAGAACAAAUACGGUUAGACCGGUCGAAAUUCCGCUUUCGUUCUUUAGAUUCGUCUAUUUAUAAAUUUGAACUUGGUGAUUUGAUCUGCUUGUGCUGGACUCCGUUCGAUUCUUAUUUAGAAUAUUUGCUGAGCGAGUUUUGCAGAACAAUAGGAAAUUUUCCCGUAUAUACACAAGGAGGUGAUGAUGAGUGUGCGAAUGCACAAUACGAAGAUCUGUUGGCCUGCAAAGAUAACAUUGCCGGUAUGCACGAGAUGUAUGCAAAGCAAUGCCUUCUUUUUGAAAGUGACUGUGAGUGUCUGAAGGGCCAACUUGUUGAAUUCCUGAGUGAUAACGAGAAGCUAAAGGACACGAAAAUCAACGAUACCGAGAGAUACGGUUCAAUCAAAACAACGCAGCCCGUCGCGGAUGCAGCUGCAUACAUGCACCUAGUAACCACUCGUAUUUCUGACAUGAAUAAGAGAUUGGAAGGCUGCACAAAAGUGCGGUACCAAGCAAAUGGCCCGGAUUUUAUUUUUCCGUUGUUCAGGAAUGUUGCACUGCUAAUCAAUAAGUCCAUUGAGGAGCAUCAAGAAUCAGAAAUAUUGCUCAGCUGCAAUAAAAAGAUGAUUAACCAAAUAAAAUCAUCGAUUGACGCGGUUCUGCAACAACUCAGAGAAGUGAUUGAGGGAUAUUCGCAGGUUCAUAGAAUUUAUGGCAAAUUCAUAAACAAAAUCGAUGAUAAUCUAUCUCUACUACGUGAUAUGGACCGUUUUGAUUCGUCUGAUGAUGAUUGA